Messenger RNA from Gallus gallus (chicken), 1129 nucleotides. RefSeq lists its product as uncharacterized. NCBI's taxonomy places the organism in Eukaryota, Metazoa, Chordata, Aves, Galliformes, Phasianidae. The coding region runs from base 1 to 741 and encodes 246 amino acids. The record is from RefSeq and is a predicted model, not a curated record. The transcript has 6 exons.
AUGGAGAAGGCCCUUUAUGCCAACCCAUGCCAGCAGAACCUCUGGGGAAGGAAGGACUGUGCCCUUGCCCUACAGGGUGAGAUAGUGGAGCUGCUCCUUCGGCUUUAUGGAGCUCGGGGAGCCUGGAGGCACGGGAUAGCUUCGGCCCCGGUGGAGCUGGCAGCAGCUAAAAGCUCAGGCUGCAAUGCUGAUAAUGCCUGUGCCCAUGUUCCUGGGGAAACUAAAAAUAGUGUGUUCGUUGUAUCAAAAUCUGUACACAUAUUCGGGCAGACGUACAGAAACCGAGGGUAUGUGAGCCUCCAUCCUCUUUUUCCCUCCUUUCUGACAGGGAGCUGGAGGAGGACGCUGGACCAGAGCCCAGGAUGGAGUGACGCUGCGAGUGCCCAUUGCUUGCUACCAGCUCUGCUGCAGCCACAAGACCAGUCAGGAGCUGGCUGCUCAUCGAGGCAGGACAGAAGUCUUUCCUUGCUUCACCAUGAUGGGACCCAGUUCCGUUUCUGGGUGGCUUUUGCUCUCCAGUGCUGUCAUCAGCAGUGUCCCAGUGCAACCCAAGGUUUCCUGCUGGGAAUGUCUCAUUUUCCGUGGCUGAGAGCCUUGCUGUUGUGGGCGUUGAUUUGGUCGUUGCACAGAGGAAGAGAGGUGGAAGCAGCAGGAUUUGAUGUUGGCUGCAACAGUUUGGGAACCAGAUGUGGCUAUGAACUGGACUCCAAAAAGCAAAAGCAAAACAAAAAACCUUGGUAGCAUCCAGAAACAGACCUCAGGGAAGAGGUCAACACAAGUGGCUGGGAAGGUCCCAGGUGAAAAUCCCCCUGCAGCAACCACUAAACAAACCUUAUUUAGACUGAGACCAUGGUGGCCUCCUUCCUUUUAUCUUCUUAUUGUGGCUGUCAGCCUGAGACACUACCUUAAUCAUGUUUUUCAAGUGGGAGAGCCAAGGAAGGAGUGUUACCAUGUUACCACACAGUUCAUGUGGCUUAAAUGAGAGCUGCUAUGGGUGUUCUGGCACAGAGCUUCCAGACAGAAAGCAUGGCAUUUUUUUCUGUGACAUACAGGGGAAAAAAAAAAAAAUCAGGGAAAAAAAAGUGCUUUGGCUGCUUAAAUUGAAUGUAAACAAAAACAUACAGACAGA